This is a messenger RNA of Tachysurus vachellii, 2620 nucleotides long. RefSeq names its product N-alpha-acetyltransferase 35, NatC auxiliary subunit (gene naa35). The record is from RefSeq and is a predicted model, not a curated record. The coding region runs from base 145 to 2322 and encodes 725 amino acids. Gene Ontology annotation, biological process: N-terminal peptidyl-methionine acetylation. The transcript has 23 exons. Gene Ontology annotation, cellular component: NatC complex. NCBI's taxonomy places the organism in Eukaryota, Metazoa, Chordata, Actinopteri, Siluriformes, Bagridae.
AUGGGUGUACGCUUGUAAUAUUUUCAAUUAGGUUUAACUACGAAACCCACAAUGCAGUUCGGCAAUGACAAGUUUCUCAAGCGCCGCGUGAAAGCGUUGACGAGAGCUCGCGACGGACAGCAACAAAAUUAGCAAGCUGUCUCCAUGGUGAUGAAGUCGUCGUGUGAGGAGGAUGAGGGAGCCUGGGGUCUGGGGAUCCCGGAGAAGAUGAGGAACAACACUGACUGGGUGGAUAUCACUCAAGACUUCAAAGCCUCCUGUAAAGAACUUAAGCUCGGCGAAUUGCUUCACGACAAGUUGUUCGGUCUUUUCGAGGCGAUGUCUGCCAUUGAGAUGAUGGAUCCCAAGAUGGAUGCUGGCAUGAUCGGAAACCAAGUGAACCGGAAAGUUCUUAACUUCGAGCAGGCUGUGAAGGAUGAGGCAAUUAGAGUGAAGGACCUGACUUUGCCUGAGCUCAUCGGAAUCGUUGACACAUGCUUCUGCUGCUUGAUAACUUGGUUGGAAGGUCACUCUCUGGCACAGACGGUCUUCACGUGCCUGUAUGUCCACAACCCUGAGCUGAUCCAGGAUCCUGCCCUCAAAGCCUUUGCCCUAGGCAUCCUCAAAGUGUGUGAUAUCGCCCGUGAAAAAGUCAACAAGGCCGCUGUGUUUGAGGAGGAGGAUUUCCAGGCCAUGACGUACGGCUUCAAAAUGGCCAACAAUGUGACGGAUCUGAGAGUGACAGGAAUGCUGAAGGAUGUUGAGGACGAGCUGCAGAGGAAAGUGAAGAGCACACGGAGUCGACAGGGCGAGCAACGGGACCCUGAGGUGGAGCUCGACCACCAGCAGUGCCUGGCCUUGUUCAGCAGGAUCAAAUUCACUCGCCUCCUCCUGACGGCUCUCAUCUCCUUCACCAAGAAAGAGACGAGUUCGGUGAGUGAAGCGCAGAAGCUGAUGAGUCAGGCAGCAGAUCUCCUGCCUGCAAUACACUCCACCAUUCCGUACGGCAUUCAGUCACAGAACGACACCACGAAAGGAGAUCACCCAAUCAUGAUGGGUUUUGAACCCUUGGUAAACCAGCGCCUACUUCCUCCUACUUUUCCCCGCUACGCCAAGAUCAUUAAGCGCGAGGAGAUGGUCAACUACUUCACCAAACUCAUCGAGCGCAUCAAGACCGUGUGUGACGUCAUCAACAUCAGCAACCUGCACAGCAUCCUGGACUUCUUCUGUGAGUUUAGCGAGCAGUCUCCUUGUGUCCUAUCCAGAUCUUUAUUACAGACUACGUUUCUGAUCGACAAUAAGAAAGUGUUUGGGACUCACCUGAUGCAGGACAUGAUCAAAGACGCUCUCCGCUAUUUUGUCAGCCCCCCUGUUCUGUCUGCGAAGUGCAGUCUGUAUAAUAACCACCAGGCCAAAGACUACAUCGACUCCUUCGUCACGCACUGCUCUCGGCCGUUCUGCAGUCUGAUCCAGAUUCACGGCCACAACAGAGCGCGCCAGAGAGACAAGCUAGGCCACAUAUUGGAGGAGUUCGCCACCCUACAGGACGAGGCUGAGAAGGUGGAUGCAGCUCUGCACGGGCUCCUGAUGAAGCUCGAGCCUCAGCGGCAGCACCUGGCAUGUCUGGGCACCUGGGUUCUUUACCACAACCUGCGCAUCAUGAUCCACUACCUGCUCAGCGGCUUCGAGCUCGAGCUCUACAGCAUGCACGAAUACUACUACAUCUACUGGUACCUGUCAGAGUUCUUGUACGCGUGGCUGAUGUCCACUCUGAGCCGAGCCGACAGCUCUCAGAUGGCCGAAGAGCGCAUCCUGGAAGAGCAGCAACAGAAAGGACGCAGCAGCAAGAAGAGCAAGAAGAAGAAAAAAGCUCGUCCUCUGGGAAAGGAGAUCACCAUGAGCCAAGCGUAUCAGAACAUGUGUGCAGGCAUGUACAAGACAAUGAUCGCCCUAGACAUGGAUGGAAAGGUCCGGAAGCCUCAGUUUGAGCUGGACAGCGAGCAGGUGCGUUACGAGCAUCGGUUCGCGCCCUUCAACAGCGUGGUCACGCCUCCUCCGGUGCACUACAUCCAGUUCAAGGAAAUGUCCGAUCUGAAGAAGUACAGUCCUCCUCCUCGCUCAGCAGACUUGUACAUGGCAGCAAGCAAACAUUUCCAACAGGCCAAACUCAUCCUGGAAAACGUCACCAGCCCCGAUGCUGAGGUGAAUCGGAUCCUCAAAGUGGCCAAACCCAACAUCGUCGUGAUGAAGCUACUAGCCGGAGGACACAAGAAAGACACCAAGGCCCUUCCUGAAUUCGACUUCUCCGCACACAAGUACUUCCCUAUAGUCAAAAUUAUCUGAUGACAAGAUCUCAAGUCUCCUCCAUCAGCUCUGCUGCCGUCACGUGACCGAGUCGUUUUCAUCGCAGUUCAUGUCGAGUCGCAUCGCUGCUCGGUCCAAACAUCACAAUGUGACCAAGACUGGAAAGUUUUAGUGCUGAAAGAGUCUCCAAUGCUGAUUUAGAGAGAACUGUUUCAGACAACAAGGUUUCUGUAACUCGUGAAAAAUGGGAGUUUUGUAUUUGGAUGUCGUGUUUGUGUGCGUGUGUGUGUGUGUGUGUGCGCGUGUGAGAGACAGUAAAGUUCUUUCCAUCAACUUG